This is a messenger RNA of Amaranthus tricolor (Joseph's coat), 3007 nucleotides long. RefSeq lists its product as uncharacterized. The transcript has 14 exons. Gene Ontology annotation, cellular component: cytoplasm. Lineage: Eukaryota; Viridiplantae; Streptophyta; Magnoliopsida; Caryophyllales; Amaranthaceae. Bases 103 to 1737 code for a protein of 544 amino acids. The record is from RefSeq and is a predicted model, not a curated record. Gene Ontology annotation, molecular function: GTP binding; ribosome binding.
AUUAAGGAGGGACUAGGGGGGAGGAGACAUUGUCUAUUCGUGGUCGUACAAAAAUAUCCCCAAAACUUCAUUUGGGGUCUGGGAAGUAAUAAUCUGUAAGAAAUGAGUUCAACUAACUUCUUUUAUUCAAUCUGCACCAAAACUUCAUCAUCAUACCAACAUUCUCAAUCCCAUUAUCACUUAAAACCCUCCCCAAAUUAUAGAAAGUGGGUAGAAACCCAUCAACGUAAAAAUGGCAAGAAUCCAUUUUUGGUGAAAUCUUUUGAAGUUAAUGAAGGAGUUGAUCAAUUUCUCUCUCCGACUCCUCUUCACACUAAUGACCAAGAAAAGGUGGAUGUUGAGGAAGAAAGUGUUGAAUCGAGUAUUUUUGAGGAGGAUUUUGAAGACCCAGUUGCCUUUUCUUCAAGUGAGGAGGAAGACUUUGAGGAGGAAGAUAGUCGCUUUAAGCUCAGAAACGGGAGGGAGGUUCUUGCAGAGAGAGCUUAUCUCGUCGGCGUGGAGAAAAAAGGUGUUAAAGUGGAUGGUUUUGGAAUACAAGAAUCUCUGAAAGAGUUGGCUCAACUGGUUGAUACUGCAGGGCUUCAGGUUGUUGGUUCUACUUAUCAAAAGCUUGCUGCCCCAAAUCCAAGGACAUACAUAGGCUCUGGCAAGGUUUCUGAGAUCAAAAGUGCAAUUCAUGCACUGGGUGUCGAAACAGUGAUAUUUGAUGAUGAGCUUUCACCAGGGCAAUUGCGUAAUUUAGAGAAAGUAUUUGGUAAAGAUGUUAGAGUUUGUGACAGGACAGCUCUCAUUCUGGAUAUUUUCAACCAGAGAGCAGCAACACAUGAAGCUGCUUUACAGGUUGCACUCGCACAAAUGGAAUAUCAGUUACCACGAUUGACAAGAAUGUGGAGUCAUUUGGAGCGGCAAGCAGGAGGACAGGUGAAAGGUAUGGGUGAGAAACAAAUUGAAGUGGACAAGCGUAUUCUACGAGAUCAAAUCGCUGCUCUAAAAAAAGAGUUGGAAUCAGUUCGUCGUCACCGAAAGCUGUAUCGAAGUCGCCGUGUCUCAGUGCCAAUUCCAGUUGUAUCUUUAGUGGGAUAUACAAAUGCUGGAAAGAGUACAUUGUUAAACCAACUGACUGGAGCUAAUGUGCUUGCUGAGGAUCGAUUGUUUGCUACACUUGAUCCAACAACCAGAAGGGUGCAGAUGAAGAAUGGAAAGGAGUUUCUAUUAACUGAUACGGUGGGAUUCAUUCAAAAGUUGCCAACGAUGCUGGUAGCUGCCUUCAGAGCCACUCUGGAGGAAAUAUCUGAAUCAUCGCUCGUAGUACAUGUGGUGGACAUUAGUCAUCCUUUGGCCAAGCAGCAAAUAGACGCAGUCGAUAAAGUUCUUUCAGAAUUGGAUGUAGUAUCAGUACCUAUAUUAAUGGUUUGGAACAAGGUUGAUAAGGUGAGUGAGCCAGAGAAUAUUAUGUCAGAAGCAAGAGCCCGAGGAAAUGUUGUAUGUUUAUCUGCUUUGAAUGGCGAUGGAUUGGAUAACUUCUGCAAUGCCAUUCAGGAAAAAUUGAAGGAUUCAAUGGUGUGGAUUGAGGCACUGGUUCCAUUUGACAAAGGAGAACUUCUCAGUAGUAUCCAUCAAGUUGGAAUGGUAGAAAGAACUGAUUAUACUGAGAAUGGGACGUUGGUGAAGGCCUAUGUACCACUUCGCCUAGCAAGACUCCUUACACCGAUGAGGCAGUUGUGUGUAUCACAGUAGAUCCAUCAAUAAUCAACUAGACCCUCCUGAAUAAAAUGUCUCACCAGCAUGGCAUCCAACCCAAGAUCCGGUCAUUAUUGAUUCUAAUUAUGUCCAGUAUCAGGUAGGAACAAUUUAAAUCUAGAAGGAGUGUCAGGUGUCAGGUGUGUUCUUCUAUCUUAGCCAAAACCAUUAAGUAUAAUCAAUCUCAAAAAUGGCCAAAGGCAUGGUUUUUUCCAGAGCAAGGAGCCAAAGAGAAGCACGCUUUGGCCGACCUAGUCACUCAUCAUCUGGUGACAGAAAACACUCGCAAAGAGAGAGUUGUUGAAUCCUAGCAAAAGGAUUCCCAACAACACCAGCAAGUUACCUAAACCGUUAACGAACUUGGCAACAAUAGGUGAAUUAUAUUAGCUAACGUUAUUGCAUCAAGAAGAGAAAGUGGCGUUCAACCAGUAGCAGCACGCAGUGAAAGGAGACUUAGUUCAAUUCCCAUGCAUCCAAAGAUUUGGUGAGGAUGGAGUAGAUGAGUCUUUGUCCCAAAGACGACAAGAACGAAACUCUUUUGGGCACUACCGGGAGAGAAAUUCUUCAGCGCCAAAAGGAGGAGUGAGAAAAAUUAAGUCGCCAACCAAUACAGGGAAUUUUGUCACUAUAGAAUUCAAUUCUUAGUUAUCAGGGGUUGUCCUCGCAAAGUGGGACCCAUCUAAGAAACUAAUUACUAUCCAACAACCUUUGAACGAGAGCCAAUUGACUCUAUGAGGCUUCCAGGAAGGAGUGGAGUCCAUAGCAUGUUGGGCAGUCUGGGAAUGCCUAGGGGAGACUAGAAACUACAAAUUAUGAGAUAGCCAGUGCCUCAUGAAGGAAAGUGGUCACAACUGGCGAGGAUGGAUCCGUAAAGGUCAUUCUUACCGGGGGCCAAGAAAUAAUAAUAAGUUUUAAGGAGCAAACAUGCUACCAAAAGAUACAUCGGACUACCAAAUGCCAUUCUUCCAGCCGCCAGGAUAUAAAUGCGUCCCCAGCAAAGAGGACGGUGAAGAAAACUCAAAUUGGUUGUGUACGGUGAGACCGAAAGCAGAGGAGAUAGAGUCAAUCGAGGAAGCAGAGAAGAUGAAAUACAUUUUAGGGUUGAAAAUCAUAUUGAAAGGCAAUGUUUUAUUAACUGGGUUUAGUCACGCUUAUUAGGAAGGAUGGUUAUUCAGAUAAAAAUCGUAUAUCAAUCAAUUCAAACCGAAUAUGAAAUAUGGAUUGGAAUUUUCAUAAACUAGUUUGGAUUUGGAUUAGGAAUUUCUAA